AUGGACGACUAUCAGGCAGAGGAAGAGACCACGUUCGUUGUCGAUGAAGUGAGUAAAAUCAUAAAAGAGUCGGUGGAAGUGACCAUAGGAGCGAAUGCCUACCAGCACAGUAGAGUAAACCAGUGGAGCACAGGAGUGGUGGAGCAGUGCCUCAGUCAGCUCAGCAAGCUGGGAAAGCCUUUCAAGUACAUCGGCAAUGACCUGUAUCAUCAUGCAGAAAAAUGGAGCGGGGCUGCAAACAGCCAGCACUUGCUUCUGGGACAACACUACUGAUGGAAGCUGUGCAGUGAGAUGGGAGAACAAGUCUAUGUACUGCAUCGUCAAUGUUUUUGGUCUAGCCAUC
Menidia menidia (Atlantic silverside) is the source of this 343-nucleotide messenger RNA. The record is from the annotation of a GenBank genome assembly. NCBI's taxonomy places the organism in Eukaryota, Metazoa, Chordata, Actinopteri, Atheriniformes, Atherinopsidae.